UCUUCUUCGAAAUAGUCACUUCCCACUUCGUCUUCUUUGUUGUAUAAUAGAAUGAUACAGAGUUCUUGCUGCGUCUGCUGGGUCGCCUGAAGGGUAAAGGGGUUUUCGUCAGCACAGCAUGGAUUUCCAGGGAUUCCUAAACGACUUGCAGGAUUGGGAACUUUCUAGAAAGGAUAAAACACAAACAGUGAAGUCACAACAGGAAAAUCAAUUCACAAAAGCUUCAUCUUCUCGACUGACUGGAUCUUCUCCAGGAUUGUACGGUUUAUCAAAAAUUAAUGAUCCUUUGAAUCGGUUGCAUGGUAGUUUUGUUCCUGAAGAUGUUCCUGAUGCUGCUUCUGAGAAAGAUCUGGGAAAUGAGUUUUUCAAGCAGAAGAAAUUUAAGGAAGCUAGAGACUGCUAUUCAAGGAGCAUUGCCCUAUCACCAACAGCUGUAGCAUAUGCAAAUAGGGCAAUGGCCAAUAUCAAGCUCAGGAGAUUCCAAGAGGCUGAGGAUGACUGCACAGAGGCCUUAGAUCUUGAUGAUCGUUACAUAAAAGCAUACUCACGAAGAGCAACAGCUAGAAAAGAACUUGGGAAAAUUAAAGAAUCAAUGGAGGAUGCUGAAUUUGCUUUGAGGUUGGAACCAAACAAUCAAGAAAUCAAGAAACAGUACGCAGAUGCUAAAUCUUUGUAUGAGAAAGAUAUUCUCCAGAAAGCAUCGGGAGCUCUGAGAAGCACUGUACAGGGAACUCAAAAAGUGGGAAAGUCAGAGGUAAAAGUUAACGGAGGCAGCAUCCACCCCAUUUCACAUGGUACUCAAAAGUCUGGUCCAGCUGAAGUUAAUCAUAAAAAGGUUAGUGAGCAGCAAAUACCUGUUAAAGAAUCACUUAUAACAGAGGAGGUCGAUAGCAGAGACACAGUAACCAGAAAAAGGCCUCAAGCACAAGGAGUUGAUGAUUCUAAGAAAGGUUUGAGUGCAAGUAACAGUUUGGAACAGAGAAAUCACAGAAUUAAACCAGAAAUGAAAGCAUCUGUUCAACAGCUUGCUUCUCGUGCUGCUUCUAGAGCCAUGGCCGAAGCUGCCAAAAACAUAACACCACCAACCACUGCGUACCAGUUUGAGGUCUCGUGGAGAGCAUUUUCGGGUGAUCUUGCUCUGCAGGCUCGUCUAUUAAAGGCUAUAUCUCCCCAAGAAUUACCGAAAAUAUUCAAAAAUGCUUUAUCUUCUACCCUCCUUGUUGACAUCAUCAAGUGUCUUUCAUCUUUUUUCACUGAGGACAUGGAUCUGGUUGUCAGUUACAUGGAGCAUUUGAUCAAAGUUCCAAGAUUUGACAUGAUUGUAAUGUGCCUUUCAUCAACAAAUAAGGAUGACAUACGGAAGAUCUGGGAUGAAGUGUUCAAAAGUGAGGCAACACCAAUCGAGUAUGCAGAGAUUCUAGACAACCUCCGAUCAAAGUUCUGCCUUGGACAGUGACAUCUUCACUUGUAUGUUCUAAUGUUAUUUUGACUCGGUGGAUCCUCUCCCAUACGCAACCAUCUUCACUUGUAAAUUAUUAUGCUAUUGAAAUUGAAAUAUUGGAGCAUUAUUGACGUUCAGCUUGAUCCAUCGAUAAAAAAUGGGAGGAAAAAGAAAGCAAAAAUGUGUAUGCUUGAUGCUGAGGAAGGUCUACGUUUAAAUGCUUUUUCCUUUCACGAUUUGGGUAUUGUAAAAUGAGUAAACGUUAAGAGGUAGUUCUAGCUGAUAACGAGAAAAUCAGCUGUUUAUACUUUAUUUCAUUUAUAAUUUUGAAUGUGUAGGGAUAUCGAAUAUUGAUUUUUGUAAGUGACAAAUGUUGCUUAUUUUACUCUUAAAAGUGAGUUGCUUUAAAGGAGCUUACAUUUC
Molecule: messenger RNA, 1864 nt
Organism: Vigna unguiculata (cowpea)
Lineage: Eukaryota; Viridiplantae; Streptophyta; Magnoliopsida; Fabales; Fabaceae
Gene: TPR5
Product: Tetratricopeptide repeat (TPR)-like superfamily protein
Molecular function (GO): protein binding
Source: RefSeq, a predicted model, not a curated record